AUGGGUGACUGGAGCUUCUUGGGGAACAUCUUGGAGGAGGUGAAUGAGCACUCCACGGUCAUCGGCCGGGUGUGGCUCACGGUGCUGUUCAUCUUCCGCAUCCUCAUCCUGGGCACAGCCGCGGAGUUCGUGUGGGGAGAUGAGCAGUCUGACUUCGUGUGCAACACCCAGCAGCCAGGCUGCGAGAACGUGUGCUACGAUGAGGCCUUCCCAAUCUCGCACAUCCGCCUCUGGGUGCUGCAGAUCAUCUUCGUGUCCACGCCGUCGCUGGUCUACGUGGGCCAUGCCGUGCACCACGUGCGCAUGGAGGAGAAACGCAAGGAGCGCGAGGCCGAGGAGCUGUGCCAGCAGUCGGCAGGUGACGCUGGCGACAGGCUACCGCUGGCUGCAGACCAGGCCAGCAUCAAGAAGGGUAGCAGCAGCAGCAAAGGCACCAAGAAGUUCCGGCUGGAGGGGACCCUGCUGAGGACUUACAUCUGCCACAUCAUCUUCAAGACCCUCUUUGAGGUGGGCUUCAUCGUGGGCCACUACUUCCUCUACGGUUUCCGGAUCUUGCCCCUCUACCGCUGCAGCCGGUGGCCCUGCCCCAACGUGGUGGACUGCUUCGUGUCACGGCCCACAGAGAAGACCAUCUUCAUCCUCUUCAUGCUGUCUGUGGCUUCUGUAUCCCUUUUCCUCAACAUCAUGGAGAUGAGCCACUUGGGCCUGAAGAGGAUCCGGUCUGCCUUCAAGAGGCCAGUAGAGCAGCCACUGGGAGAGAUUCCAGAAAAGUCCCUCCACUCUAUUGCUGUCUCCUCCAUCCAGAAGGCCAAGGGCUACCAGCUGCUGGAAGAAGAGAAAAUCGUGUCUCACUACUUCCCUCUGACUGAAGUGGGCAUGGUGGAUCCCAGUCCCCUCUCUGCCAAGCCUUUUAGUCAAUUUGAGGAGAAAGUGGGCACAGGACCCCUAGGGGACCUGCCCCGGGCUUACCAAGAGACACUACCUUCCUAUGCCCAGGUGGGAGCACCGGAGGCAGAGGGGGAGGAGCAGCCUGUGGAGGAGGGAGCAGAGCCUGAGCUGGGAGAGAAGAGACAGGAAGCAGACAGAGUGAGCACAGAUGAGCAGGAGAACUUGGUUGUGCUGGAGGGGGGUAAAGUGGAAGGGCCCGGGGUGGGGAAGGAGGGUAACAAGGAAGAGCUGCAGGCAGAGAAGGUCCCCAAACCAGGGCUGCCCACUGAGAAGGCACCGUCACUGUGUCCAGAGUUGACCGGGGAUGACACUAGACCCCUGAGCCGGCUGAGUAAGGCCAGCAGCCGGGCCAGGUCAGAUGAUCUAACAGUAUGA
Molecule: messenger RNA, 1323 nt
Organism: Erinaceus europaeus (western European hedgehog)
Lineage: Eukaryota; Metazoa; Chordata; Mammalia; Eulipotyphla; Erinaceidae
Gene: GJA8
Product: gap junction protein alpha 8
Exons: 1
Coding region: 1-1323 (440 amino acids)
Biological process (GO): cell communication
Cellular component (GO): connexin complex
Source: RefSeq, a predicted model, not a curated record